Capsella rubella is the source of this 1231-nucleotide messenger RNA. RefSeq lists its product as uncharacterized. The record is from RefSeq and is a predicted model, not a curated record. Lineage: Eukaryota; Viridiplantae; Streptophyta; Magnoliopsida; Brassicales; Brassicaceae. The transcript has a single exon. Bases 382 to 1140 code for a protein of 252 amino acids.
GAAACCACGUUACUACUUCAUGCUCGCUGUUGGUAUUUUAGACAUAUGCAAAUCAUGCAAACCGUGCGUGAUGAUGAAGCCACACCAUACACCAUAUACAUUACUUGGUGUCUUGAUUUUGACCAAGAAGACUUUAAAAUAUAAACAAAUUAAGUUUGUCCAAAAAAAAAAAAACAAAUUAAGUAAAAUUUCGUCGAGACGUCCACGUGAGCGGCCAAACCGCGUGCCACCACCCCUAGAAUUCAAACAAAACAGAAGUCGCAACUCGCCACCUUCUCCUUCUCUCUCUCUUUAUGUUUCCCUCUAAAAAGAAAGGCCGAUCCUUUCACAAGUUUACAUCUAAAAGUAAUACGUAAAACAGAGAACCCAAAAAAGAGAGAAAUGUGUAGAUCGACUGAUUUCGAGAGGUACGUUGAGAAAGAGAGCUUAAAGGUUAAAGCUUUCUUCGUCCGGUUCACUGGUUUGCCCACCCGAUAUUCUUUACCCGACUCUCUCACUCUUCUCUACCCACCUCGGAUCAACGAAGCUGCUUUCGAGCUCGACGGCUCCAAGGUCCGACCCGAUUCCCCUGCUUUCGUCACACUCCACAGGGUCGUCAAAGGAUGUGACGUCAUUUACGGGUCUAGGGAACGUGUCCGGGUCUGGGAUGGGAUCCGUUUCGAGGUUUACAUGAGUGAGGAGAGGGUCGUCAAAGGUAUCUUCAGAAAAGACGAAGGAGAGAACUGGAAACUUGAGUGCGAGUGCGAGAUGGAGGAUGAAGGAACAGCCGAGGUUGUUGUUGCCGCCGAGGGACACGUCGCCACGGCCACGAUGGCGAGAAAACAUAGACGGAGGAGGAAGCAGAGGAUCGGGUUCGAGUGUCUGGAGGAGAUUCCGGAGGAGAGGGAGGAAGGGAGGGAAUCCGACGGCGGUGUGUGUUUUUGCACGUGCAGCGGCGGCGAAGAAGAAUGUGACGACGGAGAUGGAGAGUGGGAGGAGGUUGAGUGGACGGCUGAGAUGGAGUCUGAGACGGAGGGAAUGGGAUGGGCCGUUGAUUUGGGGAUUUGGGUUAUGUGUUUGGGUGUUGGCUAUUUGGUGUCUAAAGCCUCUACCAAAUCCUUGACAAGUCGGAGAAGAAGAAGAGCAAGAACUUUCUUCUAGAGGAUCUUUCGUUUCUAGUAAUCUCAAUCAGUUUUAACUUAAUUGUAUAAUAACGUUCGAACAUAAUGUAAAGAACACCACGAUUUUGAUU